UUAGCCCCGCCUGUCCUGCGCGUGCUUCCCUACUCCAAACUUAGCGGAGGGUAUACAGAGCACGAAAGGGAGGAGGAAAGAAAAGAAAGGGAAGAAAGGGAGCCAGGAAGAAAGGAACCAAGCGGAGACCCAACGAGGGAAAAGGGGGAAAGUUUGACUAAAACCCUUGCGGUAUUAUCGGAGGUAACGCUGUCACCUGAUACUGCAGACGGGGCAGCUGCAACAACAGGUAAGUAUGAUUCUGUGAUCGACUUAAGCCUUUGCAACUACAUCUCAACCUUUGACUUCCUCCUGCCUUCCAAACCUGAACACCUUGUUUCAGUUAAAACAAAGUGUGUGUAUGGAGCAGUGUGAGAGUGCCGCCUCCCUCCUGGCCUCAGUGCGGGAGCAGGAGGUACAGUUUGAGCGCCUGACUCGGGCUCUGGAGGAGGAGAGGAGACGAGUCGGACACUCCAGCCCUCUCCCCCGUCCCCUCCCUACUCCGCAGAACGGUCGUGUAGCUGGUGAUGUGGACAUAGACAGACUCAAACUGAGUGAAGGAUACAUAAACGGGACGCAGUACAGGAUGCUGGACCCUGGCCACGUCCUUGAGACUUACACUGUGGAAGAGGACCCACAACAGUCCCCGUCGGUCGUCUCAGUGGAGACCAGUGACGAUGGAACCACCCGCCGCACAGAGACAACGAUGAAGAAAGUUGUGAAGACGGUCACCACACGCACUGUCCUCCCGUCCAUGUCUGACACCAUGUCGCUCGACGGAGGCGGAUCUUUAUCCGGCGGCUAUGUGGGCACCUUGGACCGCGUCUACAGGCAGGGUCCGGGCGGGGACUACCCGACCGCUACCGUCCCCAGGAAUUACCACUAUGGGCCCACGGGGGGCUACGACAGUUACAUGCCUGCCCCUCACCCGGAGAGCUACGUGAGUCUGAGCAGGGGGGCACGCCUGGACGAGCGCUACAGGCCGGUGGAUGGGUACAGGACCCUGGACUCGGGCUACCGUGCGCCCAGCCGGCAGCAGAUGGACCCUUACGGAGCGCAGCCCCAGGUGAGGAUAGGCAGCGCCAUGGAGCUGUCAUCCAUGCCCCGAUACAUGCCAGAGCCCUAUGGCCCGGAGGACGAUCAGCGGAGCCUGGGCUACGAUGACAUGGAGUACAGUAUGGCCCCCCCACCCGUCUACCCCGCCUACGGGACCGUGCCCAGGCUAGGCCCAGGUGGAGGUGGUGUGGAUCGUCGUAGGCUCAGGAGUUGUGAGGGCACCCUGGAUGGUGACAUGGGGGGGCCAGGGGUGGACCCCUACUGCUGGCCCCCACAGAUGGCGCAGAUGGACAGGGGCAGCAUGGCCUCUCUGGACAGCACCCUGCGCAAGGGCGACGUGUCCACGGCCUGGAGGCAGCCCGAGCUCCCCGAGGUCAUCACCAUGCUCAACUACCGCCUGGACCCGGUCAAGAGCAACGCCGCCGCGUUCCUGCAGCACCUCACCUUCAAGAAUGACAAGGUAAAGUCGGACGUGCGUCGCCUGAAGGGCAUCCCUGCCCUCGUCUCCCUGCUGGACAACCCAAAGAAGGAGGUGCACCACGCUGCCUGCGGAGCUCUGAAGAACAUCUCCUACGGCCGGGACCCAGACAACAAGAUCGCCAUCAAAAACUGCGACGGUGUCCCGGCCCUAGUCAGGCUGCUGAGGAAGACCAGGGACCAGGACCUCACAGACACUAUCACUGGGACCCUGUGGAAUCUGUCAUCUCAUGACUGUGUCAAGAUGGAGAUUGUCGAUCACGCUCUGCACGCCCUGUCGGACGAGGUGAUGGUGCCCCACUCCGGCUGGGAGAGUGGCAUGGGGGGGAAGACGGUCGACGACAGCUGUAAGCCCCGGCACCUGGAGUGGGAGACGGCUCUGACCAACACAGCGGGCUGCCUCAGAAACGUGAGCUCGGAGCGCAGUGAGGCGCGGCGAAAGCUCCGGGAAUGCAGCGGAUUGGUCGACUCCAUCAUGUAUAUCGUCCAAUCGCAGAUCGACCGCAAAGACGUCGACAACAAGCUUAUAGAGAACAGCGUCUGUCUGCUGAGGAACCUCUCCUAUCAGGUCCACCGAGAGGUGCCUGGGUGCGAGCGCUACCUGGAUUCCACACCCCAGAACCAGGCCAACGCCCCCGGCUCUGCACACAAGGCCAGCUGUUUUGGAUCACGCAAGGGCAAAGAUGAGUGGUUUUCCAAAGGAAAGAAAGAUACAGAUGACGCUGCUGCGGACUUAAUUGACAUUCCAAAGAGAAGCACUCCAGCCAAAGGCUACGAGCUGCUGUUCCAGCCAGAGGUGGUACGGAUUUAUACAUCCCUGUUGAAGGAGAGCAAGAACCCAUCUGUGCUGGAAGCGGCCGCGGGGGCCAUUCAGAACCUUUGCGCUGGCCGGUGGACUUACGGGAGGUAUGUGCGGGCCAUGGUGCGCCAGGAGAAGGGCCUGCCCAUGAUGGCAGAGCUGCUGGCGCAUGGGAACGACCGCGUGGUGAGGGCCAUGUCCGGAGCUUUGAGGAACCUCGCCAUCGACGGCAGGAACAGGGACCUCCUGGGGAAGCACGCCGUGCCCCACCUGGUGGCCAACCUCCCAGGCGGGGGCCAGCAGCAGCCGGCACGUGCGCUGUCGGAGGAGACUGUGGUGUCGGUGUUGAGCACGAUGGCAGAGGUGCUGGGCUCCAGUGUGGAUGCGGCUAAGACUCUGCGCGCCUCACAGGGCAUCGAGCGCCUCGUGCUCAUCAACAAGGACGGUAACCGAUCAGAGAGGGAGGUGCGUGGAGCUGGGCAGGUGCUCCAGAUCGUCUGGGGGCAUAAAGAGCUGCGCCGCACGCUGGAGAAGGACGGCUGGAAGAAGACUGACUUCAUGGUGAACGCCAACCUCCCCGCCACCAGCAACCGCAGCAACGGGGGCUAUGAGGACAGCACGACUCCCCUGAUCGAUAGAGGCGGAGAAAAGAAGGACAGAGACAUGAUUCCUCUGAAUGACAUGGGACCAGAUGCAUAUUCCACACUGGAUCAGAGGGAGAGGCGGCACACCCUGGACAACUCUCUCGACAUGGCAGACAGGGACGGCAUACCGGGAGGGAGGUAUGGGGACAGAAAGGCCUCGUUGCCUCUGGUCGACUCAUACGACGAAAAACUGAUUGUCUGCAUCGCUCGGGGAGAGCGGCCUGUUCCCUCCCACUGUUGCUGAGCAAGAAUCGACACCCGAAAGGACAACCGGUGGACCCCCUUCCCUGCCCACCCACACAUAACAUCCUUUGCUUUUAUUCUUCUCACCUUGGGCGCAGCCAGGAACCGCAGGCUGCCUCAGUUGCUCGUCACUGCCCUAGUAGCACUCCUGCUUAGCAGAGUGUCAGCUAGGUAGGUCUCAGCUGCAGUGUCUGUCUGGCCACAACCCCCCCAAGAUGAAUACCGAAUGCUAGGGAUGUCUUAAGGAGUUGAACCCUGAUGCGUCAUGUGAUUUCCCCUGUACUCGCAUUCCAGUUUCUCAUUAUGACCUAAAAACCAGCUUUCCCAAAACUACUUUUUCCUCUUCAGUUUUCUCCUUCAGCCUUUAGGGGUUAAAAAUUCUUGCUUGUUGCUGAGAACCAACUCAUUUGCCCCGGCAUGAGGAUUCUUGUUCGUCUCAAAAAAAUGCCCUUUCUGUUUUUUUUUUUUUUUUUUCCCCCCCCCUCCAUAAAUAAGAAUGAGGUGAUUUUUGGGUGGGAAAGAGGAUGGGGGUUUAUUGUCUGUCCAAAGAGAGCGGCAGGAAUCUGGCCCACAGCUGUGGUGAUCAGACAUAUAAUGGCAAUGCCUACGAUGCCAUGAAAGAGGUUACCUUCUGACAAUCACUGUUUGUUAUUGCUAAUGAUACUCAGUGGAUAUGUAAUACCACUGUUUUGUUCUUAAUUGCAUGAUUACUCCACCUAGCCUGAAUUACAAUCGAUUUUCAGACGUAUUUGAAAGUGAAUUAUUUUUUUUGUGUUCAAGAAUAGGUCUUCCAUCUCUUGUGCCUCCGCCAUGCGGAUGUCGAUGUACAGGUUAGUCAUCCAUACCUCUGCCAAACCUUCAAGUCUGCUUCCUCCUGUGUCAGACUGGCUGCCAUAGAAACAACACAUCUUGAGUUUAUUAAAUAAUUAAAAAAAAAAAAAAAAAACAGAAAGUGGCAUUUUUUAAAAUUCUUUCCGUAAAUGCUUCCCCAUCAAAUACUUAAUAUCUUCAGGUGGAUUUCAUUGUUUUAAAAAAAAAAAUCAACUUUUGUAAUUGAGUUAGUCUUAGCUAGCUGACCUAAAUUACUAGCAGAAGUAUGGUUUGGUAAGUGUUGGGUUUAAUGUACAUUCCCCCCUUCCCAUAGGUUAAAAAUAUGUAUUUGUAUACAGUUAAUGUAAUCUCUUCUGGCUUUGUUACAUUGUUUUAACAGGGGUCACUGAUUAUAAAAGGCACUGAGGAUAUAGGGAGCUAUAGGGAGAAUAGCAGUGACUUUUGGUUACUGGUUGGUUUCCACUGCGCUCUUUGUGAUGUAGAAUGAGUUCAAGCCCCUGCUGCUGGUGCUGAUGUGUCCGAGGUCUUGUGUUAGGGAACAGGCAGUACAUCUUUAAGAAUCCUGAAGUGUCGGAGGUCAGGGAGGGCAGUGCAGGAAUGUCGUUUUAAAAUGGACCAGUUUUGUGUAAACGUAUUUCCAACUUUUGCUGUUGUACCUUCUUGGGAGGAUCUUUGAACUUUUGGACCUUUUUAUUAACCCCCUCCUCCCCAAUCCCCGAAUUAAUUUAUUUGUAUGUGUCAAGCUCCGUACGAUUAUAGCCACUAUAAUGAUCCUGGUCCUUGCACCUGUGUGCACAAGCAAAGGCUCUUGUCUUUGUCUACAUGCUUAGAAAUGAACACGUAAAGAUUAUAGCAUUAAAAAGGAAUAUUGUACAGCUGUGCAAAAGGUCAAGUAACUUGCAAGGGUGAAUUUAACACUAAAGCAUAUAAAUGCUGCACAAAGGUCAGAACGUGCUAUACUUGUAGGAUUUACACUACAGAAUAUACUUGCUACUAAGCAGUACUGCACAAAUGCUGACGGCAAAACUGUGGAAUUGCCUAUGUAUCAGUUACUAAUGUGAGAUUGGGGGCUUUUGGAAGACUAGUCAUAAUCCCACUACAUUUUGGGUAGAGAGGAAUGGGAUUGAGGCAACUGACCCUUGAUUUGUUGCUUUGAAAUGUGCUUUGAAAUUUGAGGGGACUUUUUUCCCCCCGCCCCCAAAUCAAUGAUUUGCGGAGACCCGAUUUUUGGAUCUAAUUUGAGUAAAAUGCACAUUUAAGUAUAUAUGUUUUUUGUUUUUUUUUUUAAUUUCAUUUAAGCAUUUUGAUACUGUUGAUUUUGGGGGCUGUUGGUCUGGGGAUUUGGUUUAAGAGCUUAUGCAAUCUGUUGAUUCUGAACAUUUUCCAGCUUAUUCUUUUUAGACAAAACUGGCAAAAGACAAAUCAUGUUUGUUUUUAAUUUUCAUCCUGCGUUUCAUUCUUGCGAUGCUAAUGUAAGUUAAAUCAUAUUGAAACCUUUAUCUUUUUGCCUUUGCUCUUAAAGUUGCAGGUUUUUUUCAUUAAAAUAUGUAACUGGCAAUACUGUUUUUUAUAAAAAAUAAAGAUCUUUUUCUCAAA
Messenger RNA from Paramormyrops kingsleyae, 5625 nucleotides. Lineage: Eukaryota; Metazoa; Chordata; Actinopteri; Osteoglossiformes; Mormyridae. The record is from RefSeq and is a predicted model, not a curated record.